This is a messenger RNA of Chroicocephalus ridibundus (black-headed gull), 3681 nucleotides long. RefSeq names its product CACN subunit beta associated regulatory protein (gene CBARP). Gene Ontology annotation, cellular component: secretory granule; plasma membrane. The transcript has 10 exons. Lineage: Eukaryota; Metazoa; Chordata; Aves; Charadriiformes; Laridae. Gene Ontology annotation, molecular function: transmembrane transporter binding. The record is from RefSeq and is a predicted model, not a curated record. Gene Ontology annotation, biological process: negative regulation of calcium ion-dependent exocytosis; negative regulation of voltage-gated calcium channel activity. The coding region runs from base 175 to 2511 and encodes 778 amino acids.
GCGGGGGCAGGAGGGGCUGGGGGCAGCCCUUGUUCCCCACGUGACGCCGGCGCCGCGCGGGGGCGGCUCCGGUUCAUUCAUAAAUCCCGGGGCCGCCCCGCCGCACCGAGCGCAGCGGCAGCGGCGAUGGAGCCCCGGUCCCGGUUGUAGGACGAGCUCGGGCCGGGACGGACCAUGAGCGAUGACCCGACACCCUGGGACAACGCGACGGAGAGCGCUACGGCGGUGCCCGGCGAGGUGUCCCCCCAGGAUGGGUACGUGCUGCUCCUCGCCCUGCUCUCCAUCUUCAUCGGGGGCACCCUGGUCCUGCUCUCCGGCAUCCUGAUCAUCUGCCGCCGCUGCUGCGAGGCCGACCGCCGGCACUCCAGAGCCAGCGAUGACCCCGAGAAAACCAACACCACCUACCUGGAUGACUCGCAGCCAGCCCAGGAUAUCACCAUCAAAGUGGAGGACCCCGAGUGCCUGUCCUCCUCCAGCUACCGGGAUGCGGAGAGCGAGCGGUUCCUGUCCUCCAGCUCCUCCACCGCCCGCCGCGUCUCCUUCAACGAGGCCGCGCUCUUCGACCAGGGCAAGAAGACCCAGGAGAAGGGGAGGAGGUACACGCUGACGGAGGGGGACUUCCACCACCUGAAGAACGCCCGCCUGACCCACCUGCACCUCCCGCCGCCCGCCCUCAAGAUCGUCACCAUCCACGAGUGCGAGUCCAGCGAGAACAGCCUGGCCAUGACCCCCCGCCUGCCCCCGCCCAAGCCCGGCCUCGCCAUCUUCCAGCCCCCCGGGGGGGCCCUGCCCCGGCCGGCGCUCCCCAGCCACGCCGUGUGUCCCAGCUCUGCCCUGCCCGGGGACACCUACAACUCCACCGUGGACACCAGCUUCGCCGAGGCCAGCCCCUCCGCCUCCUCCGACUCCGGGGAGGGCCCCUCGUUCGCAGCAGCCCCCAGGAGCGGGAAGGCGGCUGGGGUGGGCAGUGCCGGUGCCGGGGAGCCCCCCCCGGCCCCCGCUCAGGGCACGGUCCUGCAGUUCUUCACCCGCCUGCGCCGCCACGCCAGCCUGGACGGGGCCAGCCCCUACUUCAGGAUCAAGAAGUGGAAGCUGGAGAGCACCCAGCGGGCGUCCAGCCUGGACACCAGAGGGUCCCCCAAGCGGCGGCAGUUCCAGCGGCAGCGGGCGGCCAGCGAGAGCAUGGACCAGGAGGACCGGGACCCUCACCAGACCGACAUCAUCCAGUACAUCGCCCGCACGGACGACGUGGCCUUCCACCCCGCGGGGGGGCCCUUCCUGCCCUCCCCCCCCAGCCCCCCACCCUCUCUCGGCAGGCUAGAGCCGGGCGAGGGGGGCGCGGGCAGCCCCGGCGAGGCCGGUGUCCCGGAGCAGCCCAGCGCCUACCACGACAUCUGGAGCCUGCGCGCCUCGCUGGAGCUCUACGCCUCCUCCGAGCGGAGCAACGACCAGGACUCGGUGCGCAGUGACGGCGGCGACAGCGUCUCCUCCGCCGGUGGCAUGGCCCCCUGCCCCUCCUCCUCCCUGGACGAGGCCGAAGGCCCCGAGGAGAAGCUCUGGGGUCGGCCCAAGCCCGAGGAGUCGGAGCCCGGCACUCGCAAGCUGCUGCAGAUGGACAGUGGCUAUGCCUCCAUCGAGGCACCCAGCCGGGGGGGCGAGGAGGGGCCCCCCAAGGACCAGACGGCCUCCGAGAAGCGCAUUUGCUUCACCAGCGCGGGGCGGAAAGGCACCAUCUUCGAGAGCUUCGAGGGCCGGGAGCCAGAGGAAGAGGAGGAGGAGGAGGAAGAAGAGGAGGAGGAGGAGGAAGAGGAGGAAGAGGGGAGCAUGGCCCGGGGUGCAGCGGGUGGGGGCCCCCCCCAUCCCCACAGCCCCCUGGCCUGGUCCCCGUACGGGCAGAUGUUCCCGGGGCGGGACGCGCUGCCCCGUCGGGACUACAGCAUCGACGAGAAGACGGACGCCCUGUUCAACGCCUUCGUGCGCCACGACCCCCAGUUCGACGAGUCGCCGCUGCGGGGGAAGCACCGCUCCCGCACCCACCUCCGCAAGCAGUGGCAGCACGCCAAGCAGUACAGCGACCCCGGCGUGCGCUACCCGGCCCUGGAACGGCACCGCACCCCGCUGCGCCGCGGCGACAGCGCCAACUACCCCCUGGACGCCCGCUUCCACAGCCCCCUGCCCCGCAUCGUCAGCGCCGGCGACGAGGAGGCGGCCGAGGCGGCCGAGGGGGUCCCCCCAGCCCCGGCGCUGCCCGAUCCCGAGAUCCAGGUGAUCGUGGAGGAGCCCGGAGAGGGGGCCUCCGAGCCCAAGGCUGGCUCCGAGCCCCCCGGGGACGACGACUGCCCCGGCCCCGGGAGGUGCCUGGGGCUGGGCUCGGGCUCGGAGCUGAUGGACAAGAUUGCCGGCGGGCUGGAGGAGCGGCUCUACGGCCACUUGCGGAAAGCGGGAGAGAGCACGGAGCGCACGGUGGCCGUGGCGGCCAGCGAUGCCCCCCCCGACCACAGCCCUGUCUAGGCCCAGUGUGAGGGGGAGAGACCCCGGCAUGGGGCGGGGGGGGCUCGGCUCCCACCGGGGCUCCGUCCCCUCCUGCUGCCGGCGUGGGGAGCAGCCCAGGGUGCCGCGGGAAGGGUGGCCCCGGCACGGGAAGGCCAGGAUGGGAAUGUGGGGUCCCCUGGCCGUAUCCCCCCCUGGCCACCGCGGGGGGGGCCCGGUAGCGUAGGGUGGCCAAGCCCCCUCGCUCCCAGGAGCGAGGUGCCAGGCGGCGGUGGAGGGUCCGGGCCGGGGGUGCCCGGGGGGGUCAGGGGGCAGAGAUGGAGCAGAGCCUUGGCCGAGGACUUUGCUAAUAAACCCCCCAAACCCAGCCAAGGCCAAUCUUGCCCCCCCCCGGCCCCGGCAGAGCCGUGUAGCAGACGCGCUCUCCCCGCUCGCUCCGGUUUCUUACAAGCAAUAAUGCCUCCCGUCCGCCGGGGAACGGCCGCGCCAGGACGGGACCGGAGCUGGGCGUCCCCCUGGGGGGGGGGACACACAUAGUUAUUUGGGGAGGGGGAGUCACCUCCUCGUGCCCACGAACCCCCUGGCGCUGCAGGGAGCCUGGGAGCUAAACUGGAAGCGGGGGCCAGGGACUGGAGGAUGCUGGAGGGGCUCCUACGUCCCCCCUGGGGGCACGGGUGAGCUGUGGGGCCCCCCCCUGUAAAUACCCGCUGUUGGGGUGGGGGCUGCUCGUCGCCUGUCCCCGGCGUUGUCCCCUCUGCCCGGGGGUGUGGGGCGAGGGCAGAGCGUGGGGUCGGGCCAGCAUGUGCCGUGGGUGACCCCCCCGCCAGCGCUCCGUGUUGUCCAUCCCCGUCCCCCCCCCCCCCGCGGGGCUCGAGGCGUUCAGAGGAUAUUUAUUGAUUUUUACAGAGGUGGAUGCUGCUGCUCCAGGGGAGGGGGUCGCUUUUUAUUGGGUUUUUAUUUGUGUUUCAAAGGAAUGGGGUGGGGGGGGAAAGCCCCAGACGCGUUACCUGGGAGACUGGGCAGCGGGGCAGGUUGGGGGGGGGGGGGGGCUCGACCGAGGGCCCCCGCACCCCUCUCAGCACCCCCCAUUGCAUGCGAGAACAGAGGCCGGGUCGCUCCUUCCCUCUGCAAAUCUCUGUCCAAAGCACUAAGUACGUUUUUAAGUCUAUAAACAAAAGGAGAAAAAAAAAC